Emericellopsis atlantica is the source of this 1062-nucleotide messenger RNA. RefSeq lists its product as uncharacterized. Lineage: Eukaryota; Fungi; Ascomycota; Sordariomycetes; Hypocreales; Bionectriaceae. The record is from RefSeq and is a predicted model, not a curated record. The coding region runs from base 260 to 967 and encodes 235 amino acids. The transcript has 4 exons.
GUCCAUGUCGUCCGCGAUUCAAAGCACACCGAAGCCCCGAGUCAUAACCUUCUACUUCUCCCGCUUCCCCGUUCAAAGUCAAUUCGUCCUCGUUCAGGUAUCAAGCCAAUCUUAGCUUCUGCUUCUGUAUUCUGAAUCUGCUCUGCGCCCAACUCGUAACUUUUAAUCCGAAUCGCUCCGUACUAUCCUACCUUAUCGAUUGUUGCCAUCCUGCCGCCAUUGAUAUAGCGACUGAACACCCACGCGAUACGACAACACCAUGCCUAUCCGCAAUCCAUUCACACGUCGCGGCCAAGUUACCGCAAACGAUGACUCCCUACGGCCUGAAGCCCCGGGAUUUGAGCGAAUCGACACUCAUGGCUCAAAGGCUUCUUCGGUGCUCAGCGUCCGCAGUUCGAAGAGCCAGGACAAUGGGGAAUACAAGAUGAGCGUCGUAAAUGACAGCGGCGUUUACCUUCCGCCGUCACCCACCGAGGAGAAGGGACAAUGGCCUCGGCAGUACCUGUCCACCAGAAAAUCGACCGAUACUAGGAGCAGCUUCGGCGAUAUUGAGCACUUCUCUAUCUCUCGCGAGUCCUUUGACUCGUACAGGCGAUCAUUUGACGUGACUGCCAGGUCGCCCAUCACACACGACGUGCCCAACCGUUCCAGUCUCGACUCUGCGCGAUACCCACGCUUGCCGCGGUCGGCCAUUGAUCGCCAGAAGGAGAGGCAAGCGUCGAUGGUGGAAGAAUCCUUCGAGGAGGUCGGCCUAGACGACCAGAAGCAGCAGGCACAGGCACAACAGGCGCGCAAACGAGGAUUCUUCUCGAAAUUCGGCGACACGCAGGACAAGGACGCAACAGCACAAGGCCCGGUCGCCCGCUUUCUGCACACCGGCCGGAAGCGAGGGCAGAGCGGCCAGGGUGCCGAGCUCGGGAGCAUCGAACAGCCCAAGGUUCUCGUCACACAGGACGCUCGUGACUGAGACUCGCAGAGAACAACACAGUUCGUCUUGGAUUCAUCGGAUAUACGUUUUAGAUAUUGGGCUGCAAUAUGUUUGCGGUCGGCGUUUUUGGGUAU